GGACAGGAGAGAGAGCCGUUAGCUGAACGCCGUUUGCCGCUGAAGGGGGCAACUAACUGAACCGAACUCAACUGAAGGUGUGCACGUAAAUACCUAAGCUAGAGAGGUGUGGCAUUACUGGACGCUGAAUCUAGAUUCCAGGUGAAGGUGCGGCGGGGUCAAAGUGCCUAUAUAGAGGAGCUGGGCCCUUUGGUUGGCACAUAAAAGUGUAAGAUGACAUGACUGUCAUGACUGGACAAAUGAAGAUGAGGAUGAACAUUCCUGUGAGGAUGAAUGUGUUUAUCAUCGUAUGCAGCUGCCUUUGUGUCACUUUUACUGGAGCCUCAGAGACAGAGCGAAAGCUCCAUCAGAAGCUCUUCGAGAACUAUAAUAUGAAAGUCAGACCGGCUCAUUACUGGGAGGAGAAGGUGAUGGUGCGAGUGGGGAUGACCCUUUCUCAGCUUGUCAGCUUGAACGAGAAGAACGAAGAGAUGACAACCAAUGUGUUCAUGAAUCUGGCAUGGACAGACUACAGGUUGUCAUGGGACCCAGAAAAAUAUGACAACAUAAAAGUUUUAAGGAUUCCCCCCAACAAGGUGUGGCGUCCUGACAUCUACCUCAUAAACAAUAAUGACGGUCAGUUUGAUGUGGCUCUCUACGUCAAUGUCUUGGUUUACAGUGAUGGGACAGUCAACUGGCUUCCCCCAGCCAUCUAUCGCAGCUCCUGUUCUAUAGAGGUGUCGUACUUCCCAUUUGACUGGCAGAACUGCAGCAUGGUUUUCCGUUCGUAUACUUACGAUGCCUCCGAGGUGGACCUGCAGUACUUUCUAGAUGAUGAUGGCAAAGAGAUUCAUGAGAUUGUUAUAGAUGAGAACGCUUUCACUGAAAAUGGAGAAUGGGCCAUCUGUCACAAACCCUCAAGAAAGAACAUUAAGGAGGAUCUGUAUGAGGACAUCACCUUCUACCUCAUCAUACAGAGAAAACCUCUCUUCUACAUUAUCAACAUCAUCGUGCCAUGCAUCCUCACCAGUGUGUUGGCUAUAUUUGUCUUCUACCUGCCUCCUGGAGCAGGAGAGAAGAUGACGCUGUCCAUUUCCGUCCUCAUCGCUCUGACUGUCUUCAUGCUUCUGCUGGCUGACAAGGUCCCUGAGACCUCUCUGGGCAUCCCAAUUAUUGUCAACUACGUCAUGUUCACCAUGAUUCUGGUCACUUUCUCUGUCAUCCUAAGUGUAGUCGUCCUCAAUAUACAUCACCGAACGCCCAGCACACACAUCAUGCCAAACUGGGUUCGAAAGGUAUUCAUUCACUUCCUGCCCAAAUACAUUGGCAUGACGAGGCCAAACCCAGAGGAACCUCUCCUGAAGGAGGACUCUAGUGACGACACAGACUUCAAAACCUUCAAUGGCAGGCAGCCUGGAGGAGAAUACUUCUUUCGCAAGAUCAACCCUGAUCUCGUCAUACCCUGGAGAGGAAGGUCUGAGAGCACGGUGCAGCUCCAACGCCUCCCAGACACUGACAGCUACUGUCUGAUCCUCCCUCCCAACCUGAAGUCAGCCAUCGCUGCCGUGACAUACAUGGCCGAGCAGCUGAAGAAGCAGGACACAGAUGACACGAUGACAGGAGACUGGCAGUUCAUCGCCCUGGUGGUGGACCGUCUCUUCCUGUGGUUGUUUGUCAUCAUCACCACGCUGGGAACUCUGGCCAUGUUCUUGGAUGCCAGUUUCAACUAUACACCUGACAACCCUUUCCCAUAGAAGACAAAACACACCCACACAGUUGGAGCUUGAUACAUUGUUCAAAUGUCACUUCUUCUUAUUGGUGAUUUCCUAGAUCACCUGAGCUGACUUUCCAUAAAUACCUUAAUACCUAUUCCAUAUUUCUGUUGUCAGCCACUGAAAUGUUUUGUAAGGUCAGGUAGUAUUUGCAUAAAGUAGAAUGACAUGCAACCUACAUGAUAACAGAAUCCAUGUAUAGAUCUACCAAACCUAAAUGUAUAUGUGGUAACACUCAAUGGUUUUUGCAUUAUUUUUGUCUAAAUCAUGUAUUUAACACAUUGUGAUCUUCGCUAUUUGAGUCUAAAAGCUUGAAAUACAUGUUUCUUGAAAGUGACAGAGUUUGUGUUAUUUAAAGCGCCACCUUCUUUUGAAUGUACUGACCUCUGCAAGACCAGUGAUGUAAUGUUGGCCUCUGGGCAGUAGAGGGCAGUAAUACAAUGUGCAUUUGAAAGACGACAACACAGUUGUUGAAAGAAAACUGGCUAUUCUAAGGUUUUUUCUCCUUUUACCAGUUUUCUCCCUUUGCUAAUGUUCUGCUUGGCGUCCCGGAGACCCCAAAGGUUCUUUGAAAGCUCAUAAAACACAUUUAUAACCUUGAUACUUCUUGACUUCCUAACCCCAUGAUUGCUCAGAAGAAGCAUUUUGGGUCAGUGCAGUGCUAACACAAUACUGGAUAAAUUCUACUCAG
Larimichthys crocea (large yellow croaker) is the source of this 2442-nucleotide messenger RNA. It is a transcript of the gene chrnb1l, whose product is annotated as cholinergic receptor, nicotinic, beta 1 (muscle) like. The record is from RefSeq and is a predicted model, not a curated record. Bases 219 to 1733 code for a protein of 504 amino acids. Gene Ontology annotation, cellular component: postsynaptic membrane. Lineage: Eukaryota; Metazoa; Chordata; Actinopteri; Sciaenidae. Gene Ontology annotation, biological process: monoatomic ion transmembrane transport. The transcript has 11 exons. Gene Ontology annotation, molecular function: transmembrane signaling receptor activity; acetylcholine-gated monoatomic cation-selective channel activity.